GCUUCCCUCAGGAUGAAAAUGGCUCGUACUAAACAAACAGCUCGUAAGUCCACUGGCGGGAAAGCACCUCGCAAACAGUUGGCUACCAAGGCUGCUCGAAAGAGCGCUCCGGCUACAGGCGGCGUAAAGAAACCUCACCGCUACAGACCCGGCACUGUGGCUCUGAGAGAGAUCCGGCGCUACCAGAAGUCCACGGAGCUGCUGAUUCGCAAACUGCCCUUCCAGCGGCUGGUCCGCGAGAUCGCCCAGGACUUCAAGACCGACCUCCGCUUCCAGAGCUCGGCUGUGAUGGCCUUGCAAGAGGCCAGUGAAUCCUAUCUUGUGGGACUAUUCGAGGACACGAAUCUGUGCGCCAUCCAUGCCAAGCGGGUGACUAUCAUGCCCAAAGACAUCCAGCUGGCUCGCCGCAUCCGCGGAGAGAGGGCUUAA
Messenger RNA from Gracilinanus agilis (Agile Gracile Mouse Opossum), 429 nucleotides. RefSeq names its product histone H3-like. Gene Ontology annotation, molecular function: protein heterodimerization activity; structural constituent of chromatin; DNA binding. The record is from RefSeq and is a predicted model, not a curated record. The transcript is spliced from 2 exons. NCBI's taxonomy places the organism in Eukaryota, Metazoa, Chordata, Mammalia, Didelphimorphia, Didelphidae. Gene Ontology annotation, cellular component: nucleosome. Bases 13 to 429 code for a protein of 138 amino acids.